Messenger RNA from Miscanthus lutarioriparius, 3606 nucleotides. NCBI's taxonomy places the organism in Eukaryota, Viridiplantae, Streptophyta, Magnoliopsida, Poales, Poaceae. The record is from the annotation of a GenBank genome assembly.
AUGGCGGAAGGAAGCAGUAGCCAUAGGAGGAGUGCAUUCUCCCCCUGGGCUGGCUGUGUUAUUGUCUGGUCAGUGGUCCGGCCUCCUGGACCAAUUGACACGGGCUUCGUGCUCUCAGUGUUGAGGAAUCAAGCUAGAAAAUUUGAUAUUGACUGGGAAAAAUGCAUCCGUGGAUACCAUGGCAGCGUCUUGAUUGUGGACAAAGGUGCUGGGCAGAGCAAGGUGGUUCUUGAUGAUUCGAGCAUUUGCGGUAGCUUCAGGAAUGUCAGGGGACCUUUACUUGUUGAGAGCUCCGCCCCGUUCAGCAGUGCCAGGGCUAAUGCCUGUGUGUGGAAAGGAAAAUGGAUGUAUGAGGUGACCCUGGAGACAUCUGGAGUUCAGCAGCUUGGAUGGGCUACUCUCUCUUGCCCUUUUACUGAUCAGAAAGGUGUUGGUGAUGCUGAUGAUUCAUAUUCCUUUGAUGGCCGGAGGGUGACUAAGUGGAACAAUGACCCAAAGCCAUAUGGCCAGCCAUGGGCAGUAGGUGACGUGAUCGGUUGCUGCAUCAACUUGGAUGCAGGAGAAAUCUCCUUUUACAGGAAUGGGACUUCUCUUGGUGUUGCUUUUGAUGGAAUUCGCAAUGUGAAACCUAAGAAGGGAUAUUAUGCUGCAAUCUCCCUCUCGGAAGGAGAGCGCUGUUAUCUGAACUUUGGCUCACAUCCACUCAGGUAUCCUGUUGAUGGGUUUGAUCCAUUGGAGGCGCCACCACGCUCUUGGUCGUUUGUGACAUAUCUUCUUAGAUGUCUGUUCCGAUUGCUAGAAGUUCACAACCUGGAGAAAUCUGAAUCAGCAUACUUUGAGAAACUGAGGAGGGUCAAAAAAUUCGCACCACUGCAAGAACUCUUUCGACCAAUUUCAGAAGGGAUAUGUGCAGAACUUUUCAGUGCUAUUGAAGUGAGCCAGGGGUGCCUUGAGUAUAUUGCCUGGGGCUCAUUGACCACUCUACUCUUAGAUGUUUUCAGGACUCGUGAGCCACAUGAUUUCUCAUGCCUUGAUCAGGUUCUUGACCUUUUCCUCCGGUUCCCAGGCUGCACUUCAUUAUUUCAGGAGCUCAUUGUGGCUCUUUCUUGCAUGUGCAAAGCUGCACCACUUGUGUUGACAGAAUGCCCGUAUUCUGGGUCAUAUCCAUUUUUAGUGCUGGUUUGCCACCUUCUGAGGCAUAAAGAUGUAAUGUGUUUAUGGUGGAAAGCAGAAGAUUUCGCUUUCUCGUUUGAAGGGUUCCUUACAAGGAAGAUUCCAAAUAAGCAGGAUUUACAGUGCCUUGUACCAUCUGUUUGGUGGCCUGGGUCUUCUGAGGAUGAAGUUAGCAUGACACUGACGAUGACAACACUCUCAGAUGCAAUAAAAAAGAUUGAGGAGAUGCAUCGUGAGCUUUGCAGCUUGGUAAUAUGCUUUAUUCCACCAAUGUCUCCGCCUCAGCCUCCAGGCUCUGUAUUUAGGUCCUUUGUACAAAGUUUGGUGCUGAAAGCUAGAGGUGGUGAUCAUAGGAUGGAUUUUCUAUGGAUUCUGCUGGAUCUAAGUCCAUCCUCUAAAGCGAACUGUGGGAAUGGUGUUGGAUUUCUUCACAAAGGUGGAAAGCGCAAGUUUCCAACACAAUUGCUUUUUAGGAAUGAUGCCUAUUACAGUGUAAUUCCUAGAAUCGGUGGACCACCAAGUAUUUUGAUGCAUCACCAAUUUGAUGCUGUGGAAAAUGAAGUACAAUGGGAUGAAGGCUGCAUGAAUGAUGAAGAGACACGUGUUACACACACUACAGUACAGAAGCCUUGUUGCUGCUCAGUGACAGAUGUUGCUGUUGGCCUAAGAUACAAAGAAACUGCUAAGUAUGUGCCAUCAACUUCAAAAGGCCCAUGUAAGCCUAUGCCUGAAAGGUCUGCUCAUGUAGCUGCUGAGUGCAAUGGUAGAGGGAACGGAACGUCAUUGUGCCAUGUACGAGACUGCUACCUGGCGCACGCCAUCUUCAAGGGCUACGGCGUGCGCCUCGAUGAGCGUGAUGUGUCCAUGCACCGUGGCUUCUGGGGGCCUGACAUGCUGCCUACGCCAAUCAGCGGCGGCGUCACCUUGGCAGACGCUGUGAUCUCCUGCAACACCGUGGCGACUGUGAAAACGCCAUUCCGUUACCUCAAUGGCAUUGAGGGGAACAAAUUAUCUAUAUGGAUGGCAGCUCGGGGAAUAAGGUACCGGGCCGCCCUUUUCUCCCAGUGGAAGCAAAGGGGAAUGUACGCAACUUGCAUGUGGGUCGUGGAGCUUCUUUUGGUCCUUAGUAACUCAAAUAACAUUUUCCACUAUGUUCCUGAGUUCUAUGUGGAAUCACUGGUGGAUUGUUUCCAUGCACUGCGAAGGAGCGAUCCUCCUUUUGUUUCCCCUGCAUUAUUUCUCAUGCAAGGGCUGGCCCCAUUUGUCACUCUGGUUGUCAAGCACUUCGAUGAUACAAGGAUAGUGAAUCCUGACUUGAAAGAUCUUCUUCUUCAAUCCAUAUCAGUCCUUGUACAAUACAAAGAAUUCAUGCUUGUUUUCGAAAACAAUCGGGAGGCUAUAAAUAAGAUGCCUAGAUCACUUUUAUCAGCUUUUAACAACAGAUCAUGGAUUCCUGUUACGAACAUACUUUCCCGGUUCUGCAAAGGCUCAGGAUUUGCUUCCUCUAAGAAUGGCGAAUCCUCAUCAUCUGCAACUUUUCAGGUUCUACUGAGGGAGACAUGUAUUCAUGAACAAGAGCUGUUCUUUUCCUUCCUCAAUCGACUUUUCAAUACACUCAGCUGGACAAUGACCGAGUUCUCUAUGUCCAUCCGGGAGAUGCAAGAUAAAAACCAGGUUGCUGAUUUGCAGCAGAGAAAGUGCAGUGUAAUUUUUGAUAUAUCAUGUUGUCUUGCGAGAAUCUUGGAAUUCUGUACCCGAGAGAUUCCUUGUGCAUUUCUCAUGGGACCAGAUAUGAAUUUGCGGAGGUUGACUGAAUUAGUUGUCUUUAUUCUCAACCACAUCAUAUCAGCAGCUGAUGCAGAGUUCUUUGACAUGACACUAAGACGGCCAGGGCAGCAUCAAGAGAAAACAAAUCGUACUAUGAUCUUGGCUCCUCUUGUCGGCAUUAUCCUCAGUCUUAUGGAAUGUAGCAGCACAUCAGAACAAAGGGAGCUAAAUGAUGUGAUUGCAGUGUUUGCAAGCAUGGAUUGCCCUGCCACAAUCCAUUUUGGGCUGCAGUACCUACUGAGCUACAACUGGAGCAAUGUUCUUCGAGGGGAUUCCUCCCUUGCAAAGCUAGCACAGCUUGAAGAGUUCUCCCAUUACUUCCGACGCAUUACAGUGUCUGUGGAUGAUGAAAAAGACCAUAGCAUUAACAUGGGUGAUGAAGAAGCAGAUGACACCUGUUGCAUUUGCUACAACUGUGAUUCUGAUGCAACAUUCCAGCCAUGCCAUCACCGGUCCUGUUUUGGCUGCAUAAGCAGGCAUCUCCUGAACAACCAGAGGUGCUUCUUCUGCAAUGCAGUGGAUGAUGAUAGUACCUGCCCAUACAUCCGCUUCUCCGAGAAGGAGUAUAUGGCCUUUGAAGCACGAGGAACGGAGGGUGCAAAGUAG